UAACAGUACAGAUAUAAAUCGGCGGUUCGUGUUUCCUAACUGGUGGAAAAAUUAUCGACUGGUACGGGGUUAGUAAAUGGUACGGAGCCAUUUCAAAGCCAUUUCGGACAGAAUUUGGCAAGAGGACACCCUUAACCUUCAAGACCAUUGCUCCAGGAUUUCCGAGAUGGAUGAUUCAGGAUGUGAUGUGGUGUUACAGCGGAAUGAAAUCAAUGGUAACUUUGCCAUUCCUCGCCAACUUUGCCAACCCUACGGUGAAGAUGAAGUGGAUUUCUCCAGGGUCAUGAUACCUCUGGGUGAGGAUGAAUCCGAUGGCUCUCCCUCAAAGACUUUGCCCUGCUCUAUCAUUGCCGACCUUGACAGGCUGGGGAAGGCCAAAAAUGACAAUGACGAUGAAGGCUAUCAUUCUCAGGAGUCAGAGAAGCACAGGUUUGUCAGUAUCCAAAGAGAUGAAGAAUCGGCUUUAAAUAACAAUAUCUGUCCCUCACUGGAUCCUAGCCUGUCAGGAGAUGCCACUGGAAAAGUACUAGGUGUAAGCAUGCCUCCAAAUUACAUUAUCAGAUCAAACCAGAGGAGGACUUCAUUUAGUCCAAAUGAAAAUGGAAGUUCCCAGCAGCUUGACAAUGAUGGAAGUCAUGUCGGUGUUCAGGUUAGAGCGAUUCCAUCAAGACUUUCUUUGGAGGACAGCAAAGCUAAAAACAUAAAUACUCCAUACUCGCCGCGGUCAGAUUCAGUACUGAACAACACUUCAGUAGAAUGUUUUAGAAAGGAUGCCUCUUCAGAAAAUGUGAAUGAAAAUUCCAAUCAGAGGACAUUAUCAGGCUUGAAAAGGAAGUGUGAGGAUGAAACCCCCAGGCCAUUGGAUGAGGCAGGUGUGUCGAUAUCCCCUAGGAAGAGGAAAGAAAGAGAUGAAGAUGAUGGUGGUGAGGAUGAUGGUAUGAUCUCUCCUAUGUCGGCUGAACCAGAUACCAAGAGGAUGAGAACAGCCGAUGCCAUCCCAAGACAACAUUCACAUGCUCCUUUGAUGAGACAACAGCCCAGAAUGCGGAACUCCUAUGACAUUCAAGGACAGGCUAACUGGGUUGUAGAGCAACCUCGAGACUGCACCUUUCAUAUUUACCAGCCCCAAGGCUCAUCAUCAGGAGGUCCUCCCAAGCAGCAUCCAGUGGAGUGGGCUGGGAUGAACAUCCAUCAGGUCCAGGAUGAAGAUCUGAAGGCAGCAUUUGAAGCAUCAUCCAAGGCCAUCUCAGUAGCCAUCAACUGGAAGAGGUUUGCCAGGAUGCUCCCUGUCUCCAGGAGCCCCUCCCUGGAGAAGGAGCUCAGCUCCCUGGAGUCAUGCAGUGGAUCCGCUCAGGAUAAAGCCAUGGCGGUGCUCCUUCGCUGGUGGAGGGAGGAGAAUGGAUGCCGAUGCGAUGACGACGUGAAGGACAGACUGAGGGAAGGUCUAGGGGAUUGUGGACUGAAACGGGUGGUCAAAUACCUGGAUCGCAUCUUUAAGAAAGGUAAUCUGUAGGCUGUGAUGAUUUGAAGGGAACUGAACACUGGACCUGGAGUCACUCACAAAAUGUACCUCUUCAAGCGAUGGAUUAAUGAAUGAUCGGUUGGUUGGUUCAUCAGGCGACCCUCUGUCCUGACCUCAACAGUGCCUCACCAUACAUGUACAUGUGCAUGGUGAUCUGCUGCAAGAACAUCUCCUUCAGAGAGGGAGCAUCCAUUGAAAUAUUUGAUUUGUCAAUUAAAUAACUCAUUUACAUAUAUAAAUAACUAAAUUAAGAGUUAAUUGAAUUAAUGUCAUAAAAUUCAAGUUGUUAAAAUGCUUUUAAAAACAGGGUAUUUUGCUGAAUUGUUUAGUUUGAUGCAAGUCAUAACAUUCGGUCCAAAUUCAUAUGUGUAUUGUACGAAUGCAAAUGAUCAUGAUUUCAUGACAAUGAAAUAGAUUUCAUAACCGUUAUACAUUAAUGCUGAAUAUUACAAUUUUGAGCAUGAGCAAGAUGCUUGUGAAAGCAUGAAACUGAGACACCACACCCUUCUUUAUUAAAUUAUAUUGUAUCUUAUAGUGAAUUCUCGUUCUCUUUUAAAAAGUUGAGAGUAAUUUUAAUGCAACAUCUUUUCUAAGAGAAAAGGAAUAAAAGGCAGCAUAUGUCGUUAAUGGUACUACCUAACAGAAGUAGGCAUAGGACUUGAAAAGCAGGGACACAAAUCCUCGCAUCAUUUCAGAAAAUGUCUUAUCUUUUUGUAGCUCUUUUCAUUUGUGAUUGACAACCAUUGUAGUUCUAUGUAUAGCUUAGUGAUAUCAGCCAGUUGUGUCUUCUUCAUGUUUUUUAACUUUGUAAAUUUUCGAGAGUAAUUUUACUGUGUACAUAUUUGAUCAACUGUAGAGUAAUGCCAAAGUAAGAAUCAUUUGAAAUGUACUUUUUUCUAUUAAUAUCAUAAUCAUGUACUAGAUCCAAAAGUAGUAUACUUCAAAUACAUUGCAAUUGACAAUUUGACAUACUCUUUUGAAAUAGCUUAUGCAUCAUUAAAAGGUACUGCUAACCUCAUAUGCAAAAAUUUGAAAAGGAUAACAGAUGUUAUUUACCAUAAUCAUUCAUUUUGUCUGAAACUUGGGUACGGUAUGUUAAUGUAACCUAAAAUAAAGUGUUAGUCAAAGCCAUAGAUCCUUAUCUGAUUAAUAUGCAGUAGUCAAAGAUAUAUGAUGGCAAGUUACAGACCAUCAUGUACAGAGAUAUUUUGCCUUUUAAAGUUUAAUACUUUCAUACUUCUUUGCGCCUUGAAACCCGAAAGGUUUGAAAAACGCUGGAAGUGUGCAUAUAAAGGACAAAUUCUCUGUCCUCAGAAUCAUAUGUUUACAAUCUAAUGUUUGAUGAGGAGUUUGGGAAGCUGCGUUGUUAGUAGUUUGUCUCCAAAUUGUAUGACCCUCCUUGCCCUCAGUUUGUAAUUACUGCGAAUGUCAUUUCUGAAAUGUUUUGUGCUGCUCAUCGUUUAUUUUGUAUAGAAUGUGAUUUAUACAAUCCAGUUCAUCUGCUUAUGGAUGAAUGUACAACUUGUCCCAGAUUUGAAACAAUCUUUUUUUUUCAUUUACAUCUAAUGGAGAUCGGUAAUUUAUUUUCUGCUGCAGUCUGCAUUGUGAUGUACACUGUAUGUGCUCAGAAAAAUCAUAGUAUUGUGUUUAAUAAGGUACAGCAUAUCUUUUUAAUUUAAAGCCUGGCUAGCGGUUUUUGCUAGGUUUGGUUAUUUCUUUCAGCUUUCAAAGUGGGAUAAAAGUCAAUUUAUCUUGGAAAGCCUUCUGUAUUCAAGUAAUUAUUAUCCCAUUUUCUAGAGCAAAACAGACAUCAUUUUUAUUUGCCAAACCGUUCAGCUGAUUGUCCACCUUUUAUCAUCAUUUUUAAAACUUUACACUGCCAUAUUGUGUUUGUAGUAUUACUUGUAUAUCCUUUUAUAUCAUUUUUAGCAUUAUUUUUUGUAUCAUUAUGUUAUUAUGUUUUACACAUAUUCAUUAGUAUUCAUUUGCUGUACAAAAUCAUUCUAUCACCUUGUUAGUGUUGAAAUAAGGUUCCUUUCUAGACGUUUUGUUUUGUGUAUUAAAGUAGGAAGACCAUUACAGAUAUUUGAAUCUUAUUCAUUUAAAUCAGAUUGUGGGUCUAAGAUCAUGUUUAACAAAGGAAAACACUUAAAGCUCAUCUGUAUUAGUUUGGCUAGUACUGUACUAGUCACUGACGGUGGCUAUCUCAUCAACUCAGCUCUCAAAUAACAUAAGAAAUGGGGGACCAUCAGGCACCGAUUGGGGAAGUCUUCUAUAUAGAGGGAGCAAGUAGCUACAAGUAGUACAGUGGGGCUUUAAGACCUCAUACCAACUUCCUUUGUUAAACCCGAUUCUUGAUAAAAGCUUAGGCCAAGCGUGAGCUAUCAGUUUAGGAGAAUACAGGCCAAAGAGUGCAGAGGACUCUUUUGUUUUUUUAAGAGGAAAUUUAAAAUUUGAUUUUUGAUGUGAAACUUGUUCUGACAUGCAGGAGAUCAAGGGCAUAGUAGAAGACAUUAAGUACAAAGAGGAUGUUAUUAUACCCCGACCCAUAAUAGGGAGAAUCUUCUCGAUGGCAAUCAGAUGAGAAAGGAAAUAAUGAACACUAGUUGACGUUAUCGAUUGGUGUUAAUGAGAAUUUGGUAGAUGUUGGUAGAUGUUAGGGUGCUGUCAUCAUGUAAAAUGAUUUAUUGUUUUAAUCACUGUUCUUUAGUUGAUGUGUGGAAGGAUACAAGAUGACUUUUCUGUCUGUCUCAUUAAGGCAUUAUUCCUAAUGGGGAAAAGAAUAGCUUAAUAUAAUGCAAGUACUUUUUAUAUUCUCAUUUGAAAGUAACGAGUCCUUUUUUGACCCCCCCCCCCCCCCCCUCAACCCUCAAAUCAUUGCAAUGUUUGUCUCUUCUCAGCACUGCAGGCUGGUCCUGGAUAGUGCCACUUUUCAAUCAGUACUACUUCUGUUAAAUUUUACCGUUUUACAUCAAUACAUUGUAUUUUUAAUGUGAAUAAAAUCGUCUCUCUCCUCUUCCAUGCAAAGGAGACAUAUUCCAGGGAAUUUCAUGGAUAGUUUGGUAAAUUUAGGACCACUCUCCAUCUUGAAACCUUUAUAAAUAUUGGCCCUACCCCCUUCAUCUUUUCCUCAUUUGAAUGCACACAAAAAGUACCCGGUAGGUCCGUAGUUGUUAAUUUAAUUGUGUUUUUAUAGGAUUAAGUCCUACUUACAAACCUUUGUUUAUUGAAGUUUUUAAGUAGGGCCUUCCAGCAGAAAAUAGAUGUAAUGCAUGUAGUACAUGUAUAUGCAAACCACCUUUGUCAUAUGCUUUUAGGGAAUUUUUUUUUAAAUGUAUGACAUUUGUUUUCACUAGUGCCAUUGGGUAUUUAGAUAAGUACUGAUUUUUAAAUUGUAAAUAUACUUUUGCAAGUACAAUGAGAAAUAUCUCCCAAGUAUACAUGUAUUGUACUGUGAACUUGAAAUGUUGUAUUAUAGGACUACUGAAACCAAAUGUAUUCUGUAUUUGAAUUGUUUGUGAAUACAAUUGUAAUAUAUAAA
Molecule: messenger RNA, 5063 nt
Organism: Strongylocentrotus purpuratus (purple sea urchin)
Lineage: Eukaryota; Metazoa; Echinodermata; Echinoidea; Camarodonta; Strongylocentrotidae
Exons: 5
Coding region: 77-1513 (478 amino acids)
Biological process (GO): signal transduction
Molecular function (GO): protein binding
Source: RefSeq, a predicted model, not a curated record